CUAAAACACACUUCAUUGUUCGCAUCUUCAAGAAACUCAUCAUCAUCUCUGAGAUAUCAAGUUGAAACCAACAAGCGACGAUGCCGAGCAGAUACCCAGGAGCCGUGACGCAAGACUGGGAGCCAGUGGUGCUCCACAAAACCAAGCCAAAGAGCCAAGACCUCCGUGAUCCCAAGGCGGUUAACGCGGCUCUCAGAAGCGGCUUAGCUGUUCAGACGGUAAAGAAAUUCGACGCCGGUUCGAACAAGAAGGGGAAAUCGACGGCGGUGCCGGUGAUCAACACGAAGAAGCUGGAGGAAGAGACGGAACCGUCGGCGAUGGAUAGGGUGAAAGCGGAGGUGAGGCUAGCGAUACAGAAAGCUCGGUUGGAGAAGAAGAUGUCACAAGCGGAUCUAGCGAAACAGAUCAACGAGCGGACACAGGUGGUUCAAGAAUACGAAAACGGGAAAGCUGUUCCUAACCAAGCCGUGCUUGCCAAGAUGGAAAAGGUUCUAGGUGUUAAACUCAGGGGUAAACAUGUUAAAUAAUUCAAAAACGAUGCCGUAUCUGGUUUCUUUUAUUUCUUGGAUGCACAUCUAAUUUCGUUUUCUCUCAUCUUGUGAAAAUAAAUAAAAACGCUUUUUCGUACUUAAACGACAUCGCAAACGAUAGUUAAAUUUAAAAAGAAAUGGGUUUGUUCUGUUUGAUUUACUUGAAUUUCUUCAUACAUGAGUCAUACAUGUUCAAAUAUUUCUUCUUUGUAUGUGACAAAAUGAAAAAGCCCACGCUAUUUAAAACAAAGUGUUUUUAGCGACUGGGGAGGUCACUUGGUCUUAUAGAACUAUGGGUUUAUGAUUCAGAACUUAUUGGUUAUCAGAUGGAUUUAAAACGAAUCAAGAAAUGUGUAAAGUUACUGACUUCCGGGAGUAUAGUCGGUCAGAUGUAGUAGCAUACUUUGUUUCUAAGAGGAAGUCCAAACUAGACACAAUUAGUACUUGUAACAUGAUUGGAUUUUCUUAGUUAC
Messenger RNA from Eruca vesicaria subsp. sativa (arugula), 1003 nucleotides. NCBI's taxonomy places the organism in Eukaryota, Viridiplantae, Streptophyta, Magnoliopsida, Brassicales, Brassicaceae. The record is from the annotation of a GenBank genome assembly.